Molecule: messenger RNA, 3152 nt
Organism: Syngnathus typhle (broad-nosed pipefish)
Lineage: Eukaryota; Metazoa; Chordata; Actinopteri; Syngnathiformes; Syngnathidae
Gene: prepl
Product: prolyl endopeptidase like
Exons: 14
Coding region: 31-2223 (730 amino acids)
Biological process (GO): proteolysis
Cellular component (GO): Golgi apparatus; cytoskeleton
Molecular function (GO): serine-type endopeptidase activity
Source: RefSeq, a predicted model, not a curated record
CCGGCUCUGUUUCAGGAAGCAUGUCCGUCGAUGAGUUUCCUGCAGGACAGAACGGCGGAUAAAUUGCAAAAUAGUGCAAUGGCUUUUCCUGCUGCACAACGUUUAGCUGCACGUUUUGGGACAUUGCGUUCACAUUUUCUGAAUGUUUGUGUCACGAGGCGUGCCCGUUGUCGUUACUAUACAAAAGAAAGAUCACUGGACCAUCACUGUCGUGAUCUCGAGCGCUACAGGGACUUGAAGGUGUGUUUCAAGAGACACCUGAAGGCAACUUACCGAAAGUUCUCAAACGUACCGGACCACUCAGCGGUGUACGGUCGUCACCAUGUUUAUUUUAUGGAAGGAAACGCCAUCUACAGAACGGAAAAGAAAAAAGGCAAGUCGGAACCAGAGCGAGUUCUCGACCUGGGAUGCAUCUGUGCGGGUGAGGAGGCACAAGAGUGGACUGUGCAGAGAAUACGACUUUCCCCUCACGAGAAGCAUCUUGCGGCCACUGUGAAGAAGCACAAUACAGAAAUAACAAGGUGCGUGGUCGUGAACCUUGACCAAAGAAACAUACUCACACUGGACGACGUCUUCAGCUUUGAAUGGGCCACAGAUGAGGUGUUGUUUUACACCAUCCAGGAAGGUCUGAAGUGCCAAAGUGUAUAUCGCAUGGACCUGACACCAAAUUCCAGCAAAAUACGCUCUGUGUACGAGGAAUCGCAGCCGGAUGUUUUUGUAGAGGUGUCCCUCUCGAGAGACGGCCACAUGCUGAACAUCACCUGCAGCAGCAGGAGCAGCUCUGAGGUGUCGCUCGUGGAUGUCUCCGACCCCCAUCUGGAGCCCGUCUUGGUUCAGGCGCGCCAGCCGGAGCUGCUGUACCACGUGGAACACUGGAGGCGCAACUUGAUCAUACUCGCCAACACGGGGCCUGGACAGGAAUAUCAGGUGGUGAAGGCCUCCCUCUCUGAGCCCUCCAUGAUGUCAUGGGACACCAUAUUCACCCCGUGUCCCGGCACUGUGCUCAAAGACAUGGACGUGGUCGGGGACCACUGCAUACUGGUUGCCUUGACGACGAGCAAUGAGCUUGAGCUGAUCGUCGUGCCGCUUUCCCGACCGAGGGAAGCUUACACCCUGCAGGUAAAAAAAAAAAAAGUGGCGAAUAUUGGUGACCAUAAUCCAUAUGAUUUACACGUGAAGCUGCCGUCCUGGGCGUGCGCCGUCGACACCGAGCGUCCGGGCCUUGCAGAGCAACGCAGCACACUGCAGUUCCUGAUCUCCUCUCCGGUCAGCCCCCCAGUGUCCUACCGUCUUCACCCCGAGGGAGGUUUCCUUUCAUCCAACACGGGAGACGGGCCCUCUCGGGAAAGUUUUAUCACUGCGCGAUUGAAGGCCCGCAGCCAGGACGGCACCUUGGUGCCUGUUACACUUUUUCACGCCGGGGCAUGUACAAAAGACAUGCCUCUGCUGGCGCACGUCUACGGGGCUUACGGCCGGGACGUCGACAUGCAAUUCUGCCCGGAGAAAAGGUUUCUGCUGGAGCAGGGCUGGGCUCUGGCCUACUGCCAUAUAAGAGGCGGAGGAGAGCGCGGGCUGGCGUGGCAGAGGCAAGCUCGCGUCCAGGGGAAGCACAGAGGAGUGGAGGACCUUCAGGCCUGCCUCCAUCACCUCUUCUCCUCGGGGGUCUCAAGCCCUUCAAGGAGCGCACUGACCGCGCGCAGCGCCGGGGCCGUGCCAGUGGGGGCGCUGUGCAACACACGGCCAAACAUGAUGCGGGCGGUCGUGCUGCAGAGUCCUUACCUGGAUGUGCUGGGAACAAUGGAGGACCCCAAAAUGCCUCUCACGAUGGAGGACAGGGAGGAGUGGGGAGACCCCCUGGGAAAUCGCCAACAUAGGCUCGCCAUCGCCUCCUAUUGCCCAGUUCACAACAUCACUCCUCAGUGCUACCCGUCCAUGCUGCUGACGGCUCACGCCGACGACAACAGGGCGCCUUUGGCCGGUGUCCUCAAGUACACCGAAAAGCUCAAGGAAGCGGUGCAAAGUCACUUGAGCGUGGCAGCCAUAUUGGACCCUGAACCAAAUCUAGUUGUGAAUAUUCAACCUGGAGCCAAUCACGUGGGACCAGUUGACUGGGACUCCAUGCUGGAGGAGGAAGCCUUCCAGAUUGCGUUUCUCUACAAGGAGUUGGGCAUGGAACCUCCUCAUCCUCCACGCAGGAGGAAGAGAACAAACUUGUGUGGAUGACAGCAGAAGACAAGACAAGAGGCCAUGUGACUGCAGGGUUGAUUUCUUUUAGCGUCAUGCGCAUGUGAUGAGAAACAAUAUGCACGUUAGCAUGUGUAGAGAAUGUCCAAAGCGCUUAAAUAACAGGCCUUCUCCGAGAUGUAACACUGGCUCGGGUGGUUGGCAUUAAAGCGAGCGUGCGACCAAAACUCAAUGGUCAAACCCUCUCCCGCCUCUGUAGCGAUCGCUGACUUGGUGACCGCCUUUCCGUCGUUGGCCCGGUCGGUGCUCAUCAGAAUUCGCAUCUGCUCGGGCAGCUCCGCCACUGUCGACAGGUCAGUGACGGCCGAGCUGCGGCCCACGUUGAGCACCAAGAGGAAGGCGCGCUCCAUCCCGUCCAGCUCUCGCAGAUAGGCCAAGACAUUGCGGUCAGCGUAGACGUGGCAGAACCAGCCCCGUUGGAGAGGCAGCUCCGACAGACGAAGCUCGCUCAGACGGUGGUACUGAAACAGCACCGAGUCUUCGUCUCGCCGCUGGACCUGGACGGCGACGUGCGGCAUGGUCGAAUCAAUGUGCGGUUGAAAUAAAAAAAGUGAUUUUGGAGGGGCGCUGCGUACCUCCACGUUGACGUCGCUGUAAUUGGGGUGCACGGGCAACCACGUCACAUUACUCUUGUCGCUGAAGCCCGCGUUGGCGGCACCACUCCACUGCAUCGGAGAACGCUGAGGAAACAAAACAAACUUCAAGGGACAAUAACCUCCUGAGGUCAUACAAAAAUGAUCAAGUGUGAAUAUUUGGAGCAACCUUAAUUUGAGACUGUCCAACGUAUUGCUCCCGUAAAAGCAUUUAUUUUAUUUUACCGUAAAAGCAUUCAUUUUCUUCAACAUGAUUUCAAACCUGUUGGUAAUGUACUGUAAAAGAAAUACAAUGAAAUAUGUUUUACCGCACUA